GAUGCUUUUGCAGAUAAUUAAGCACAAAAAUGGCAGGAGCAGGAACUGUUUUCGCUUCUGCUCUGGAAGGGAUGAACCAAGUUAAAUCCGACUCCGGCGAGAUGCUUGCCAAGCCUUUCUUGGAUGUCUGCAACCACUUGCUGCCUGUUUUAGAUAAGUUUGGAGCUGCCUUCGCACCCGUGAAAUCUGAUAUUGGUAAUAACAUAUCGAGGUUGGAUUCUAAGUAUUCGUCGAGCCCGUCAGAGUUUAACCUCUUGUACAGCAUAGUUCGAGUUGAGAUUGAAGCGAAAACUGCGAAAUCCUCAUCUAGUUGCACAAAUGCUCUACUCUGGCUAACAAGGGCUAUGGAUUACUUGGUAGAGCUGUUUCGCAAUCUGCAUGAUAAUCCGGAUUGGCCAAUGCCGAAGGCUUGCAACGAAGCGUACGGCAAGACGCUGAAGAAAUGGCAUAACUGGCUGUCCAGCUCAAGUUUUAGUGUUGGGAUUAAGCUUGCUCCGGAGAGGAAGAAAUUCAUGGACAUAUUAGGUGGUGAAACUCCUGAAUUAAACUCUGAUAUGGGGAAAUUCUGCGCGAACUUCUCUCCGCUCCUCGAAGAGAAUCAUAGGUUCUUGGAGUCUGUUGGAUUGGACAGUUUGCAAGCUUGA
Pyrus x bretschneideri (Chinese white pear) is the source of this 644-nucleotide messenger RNA. Its product is annotated as glycolipid transfer protein 1-like. Gene Ontology annotation, molecular function: ceramide 1-phosphate transfer activity; ceramide 1-phosphate binding. Gene Ontology annotation, cellular component: cytoplasm; cytosol; membrane. Lineage: Eukaryota; Viridiplantae; Streptophyta; Magnoliopsida; Rosales; Rosaceae. The record is from RefSeq and is a predicted model, not a curated record. The coding region runs from base 30 to 644 and encodes 204 amino acids. Gene Ontology annotation, biological process: ceramide transport; intermembrane lipid transfer. The transcript has 7 exons.